Molecule: messenger RNA, 2272 nt
Organism: Phyllostomus hastatus (greater spear-nosed bat)
Lineage: Eukaryota; Metazoa; Chordata; Mammalia; Chiroptera; Phyllostomidae
Gene: PBX1
Product: PBX homeobox 1
Exons: 9
Coding region: 183-1475 (430 amino acids)
Biological process (GO): eye development; neuron development; regulation of transcription by RNA polymerase II
Cellular component (GO): nucleus
Molecular function (GO): RNA polymerase II cis-regulatory region sequence-specific DNA binding; DNA-binding transcription factor activity, RNA polymerase II-specific
Source: RefSeq, a predicted model, not a curated record
CGCGCCCCAUCCUCCCACCGCCCUGCCAAGAGGGAGGCAAAGGGAUUUUUUUUUCUUCGGCGCUUCUUCGCCUGCCCUGUUUAUCCUGCCAAGGAUCCGGAGACAGCCGGCCGGGUCGGAGCCCGCAGCUGCCCGGGGCCGCGCGCACGAGCCGGGGCCGGGCCGGGCGGCGCGGCGCGGACAUGGACGAGCAGCCCAGGCUGAUGCACGCCCACGCGGGGGUCGGCAUGGCCGGGCACCCCGGCCUGUCCCAGCACUUGCAGGACGGCGCCGCGGGCGCCGAGGGGGAGGGCGGCAGGAAGCAGGACAUCGGGGACAUCCUCCAGCAGAUCAUGACCAUCACGGACCAGAGUUUGGACGAGGCGCAGGCCAGAAAACACGCUUUGAACUGCCACAGGAUGAAGCCGGCCUUGUUCAAUGUGCUGUGUGAGAUCAAAGAGAAAACAGUGCUGAGCAUCCGGGGCGCCCAGGAAGAGGAGCCCACGGACCCCCAGCUGAUGCGACUGGACAACAUGCUGCUCGCCGAGGGGGUGGCGGGCCCCGAGAAGGGCGGGGGCUCGGCGGCGGCGGCUGCAGCCGCGGCGGCGUCCGGGGGGGCCGGCUCCGACAACUCGGUGGAGCACUCCGACUACAGAGCCAAGCUGUCGCAGAUCAGGCAGAUCUACCACACGGAGCUGGAGAAGUACGAGCAGGCCUGCAACGAGUUCACCACCCACGUGAUGAACCUGCUGCGCGAGCAGAGCCGGACACGGCCCAUCUCCCCGAAGGAGAUCGAGCGCAUGGUGAGCAUCAUCCACCGCAAGUUCAGCUCCAUCCAGAUGCAGCUGAAGCAGAGCACCUGCGAGGCCGUCAUGAUCCUGCGCUCCCGGUUCCUGGACGCGCGGCGGAAGAGGCGGAACUUCAACAAGCAGGCGACCGAGAUCCUGAACGAGUACUUCUACUCGCAUCUCAGCAACCCCUACCCCAGCGAGGAAGCCAAAGAGGAGCUGGCCAAGAAGUGCGGCAUCACCGUGUCCCAGGUGUCCAACUGGUUCGGGAACAAGCGGAUCCGGUACAAGAAGAACAUAGGCAAGUUCCAGGAGGAAGCCAACAUCUACGCCGCCAAAACGGCCGUCACGGCCACCAACGUGUCCGCCCACGGGAGCCAAGCCAACUCGCCCUCCACGCCCAACUCCGCCGGUUCUUCCAGCUCUUUUAACAUGUCCACCUCGGGAGACUUGUUCAUGAGCGUGCAGUCACUCAAUGGGGACUCUUACCAAGGGGCCCAGGUCGGAGCCAACGUGCAGUCGCAGGUGGAUACCCUUCGCCAUGUUAUCAGCCAGACAGGAGGAUACAGUGACGGACUCGCGGCCAGUCAGAUGUACAGUCCGCAGGGCAUCAGUGCCAACGGAGGCUGGCAGGACGCGACCACCCCCUCCUCAGUGACGUCCCCCACAGAAGGCCCCGGCAGCGUCCACUCCGACACCUCCAACUGACCUCCCCGCCCGCGCGCCCCGGCCCGGCCCGCGCCCGCUGGCGGGGCCGAGGGGGGCGCCUCCCCCGCCGGAGCGGCCAGCCUGGAGGGGGGAGCAGCCAGCAGACACGCGCGUCUCCGCCCCCCUCCCCGGGGGACGCUGCUUCAGCCACUCUGGACACCUCUUUGUACUCCGUCCCCUCUUUUCUGGGUAGAAGCCGCCCUCCCCGCCCCCCGCCGCCCGGCCCUCGCCCCGCCCUCGGCCCCCGGGUCCCGCCCCGACGCGUCACUGAAGGGUAUUUUCAGCAACUGGAGGAGUUUCAGGAGGAAACACGCAGAGGAAACAAUAAAGGUGUUGGUGCGUUCUCACGCUGCUGGUCUGAGGGGCCACGUUCGCCUCACCGAGCCCUCGCCCAGGCAGCCCUCGUCUCGCCGCGGUCACUGCCUCUCACCGGAACUCGCCAGGCCACCCGUCCUCGGCCUCCCCGCCCCCAGCUCCGCCCUCCUCCCAGCCCCGUGUGCCCUGGGCACUGCCACAGCCACCGCCCGGGCGCGGCUGCACCGGGCUGAUUCCAGGCAAGAGGUCAGCGGCAGGAGAAGGGCCGCGUCCCGUCUUCCCGACGACCCGGAGCAGCCGGGCCCAGAGGCGCAGCCGGCGGAGGCCAGAACCCACUGCAGAGCCCGGUGCGGGCGCGGCGCGGCGCGGCGAGGACGGUAUGGAGCGGAGGAGAGGGUGGCGCCCUGAAGCCCGGACGCCGCCCCGCACACACGCGCACACGCCUGCAGGCACACACACGCCUCUCACGAGCACCGCCUGAG